Molecule: messenger RNA, 1862 nt
Organism: Eupeodes corollae
Lineage: Eukaryota; Metazoa; Arthropoda; Insecta; Diptera; Syrphidae
Product: fatty acyl-CoA reductase wat-like
Exons: 6
Coding region: 143-1789 (548 amino acids)
Biological process (GO): long-chain fatty-acyl-CoA metabolic process
Cellular component (GO): peroxisome
Molecular function (GO): alcohol-forming very long-chain fatty acyl-CoA reductase (NADP+) activity
Source: RefSeq, a predicted model, not a curated record
CCAAAUUGUAGAGACCUUCCUAUAAGUCUUUAAAAAUCUUAACAAAUUAUUAUACUCGGUGCACGGUGUUGAAUCGGGUGUAAUAAUAUAGUUGUUUUUCAUCUUAUACAAAAGAAAAACAAAUAAGUAAAUCGUUUGGAAAAUGGAGUUUUCAGCUCCAGAAUAUAAUGCAGAUAUUGCAAUGGAUACGAUAGAAGAAGAUGCAAAUAAGAUGACUCCGAUGAAAUUAUUUUUCAAAGACAAAUCAGUAUUUUUGACUGGUGGAACAGGAUUUUUGGGACAACUUUAUGUUGAGAAAUUGUUGAGAUGCGACGUCAAACACAUCUACCUUUUAGGACGAGCAAGAAAAGGCAAGAGCGCUGAAGAACGUCUUAAAAACACAUUCACUGGAAUGCAUUUUAUUAAAUUAUUCCUUCAUGAUAAAAAUUAUCUUGACCGAGUUUCAAUAAUAGAAGGAGACAUGGGCAAAUUGAAUAUGGGAAUAUCAGAAUCUGAUGAAAAAGAACUUAUUGAAAAUGUACAGAUUGUGAUCCAUGCUGCUGCCGAUGUACGAUUUGAUGAGAAAUUAAAAACACUUCUUUUGGUUAAUUUACGUGGAACUCGUGAAAUUCUGGAACUUACAUCAAAAAUGAAGAAAAUUCAAGUAUUCACAUUCAUCUCAACUGCAUUCAGCCAUUGUGUAAGGACUUAUGUUGAAGAAAAGUUCUAUGAUUCCCCAAUAGAUCCAGAAAUUAUGAUAAGACUUGGUGAAGAAUUCAGCAAUAAUUCCAGUGAGGAAUUAGAAGUUUUAACGGAACGCAUUAUCAAACCCUGGCCCAAUACUUACACCUAUACAAAAUCACUUACUGAAGAAUUGGUUAGGCGUUAUGGCACUAAGAUUCCAAUUUGUAUCAUGAGACCGUCCAUUGUGAUUUCAACACACGAGGACCCAGUUCCCGCGUGGUGUAAUAACAUUUACGGAUUGAAUGGAAUUCUAGUAGCUUGUGGACUUGGAGUCUUGAGAUUGCUUCCAAUUCAAGAUAAUAAUAUCGGAGAUGUUGUGUGUGCUGAUUUUGUUAUCAAUUCAACAUUAGCUGCUUUAUGGACAACUCAUGAGGAACAUGAAGAGAAAAAGAAACUGAACAACCAAGUGGAGAAGGAUCCUGAAAUUUAUCAUGUUUGUACAUCGACUGAUCGGCCUGUUUCUUGGGGAACUAUAGCUGAGAGUAUGGGUAACCUAUUCAAGCAAUACCCGGCUAAGAAGGUUCUUUGGAAGCACACACACAACAUUGUUACCAAUAAGUUUAUGUUUACUUACCUGACAAUCUGGUACCAUGUUAUACCAGGUCUCAUCACAGAUCUUGCACUUAAAAUUGCUAAAAAGCCUCUGAGAGUUAUGCCGAUCUAUCGAAAAGUCCAGCGUUUUAUGGUUGCCCUAUCGUUCUUUAUGAAAGUUGAUUGGCGUUUUGACACAACCAAUAUGAAACGUAUUAUACAAAGAAUGACACCUGAAGAUAGAGAUUUCUUUCCAAGUGACGUCAGACGAUACAGUUGGUCGGCAUUUUUGUAUGAUUAUCUAAAUGGCUUGAAAAUUUACAUUGGACUUGAAUCGCUUGAUGAUGCAGAAAAGGCGAAGAAGAAAUACAAGAGACUAGAAAUUAUGCAUUUGUUUAUUCUAUGUGCGUAUUAUGGUUUUCAUAUUUUAAUAGUUACACUAUUAGCUGAUAAAAUAGGAGUUUUUUCAUACAUUAAAAAUAGUCUAAUUGAAAAUUAUGAAUUUUUGAAAAAUCCACAAUUGGUGACGAAAUGAGAUUUGAAAAAAUACGAGUUGCCAUUGUAGGCACUUAGUUUAUUAGUGUUAAGAUUUAAUAAUUUUUUUUUGU